Salvelinus sp. IW2-2015 is the source of this 865-nucleotide messenger RNA. Its product is annotated as cofilin-2. The record is from RefSeq and is a predicted model, not a curated record. Gene Ontology annotation, cellular component: cytoplasm; actin cytoskeleton; actin cortical patch. Gene Ontology annotation, biological process: actin filament fragmentation; actin filament severing. NCBI's taxonomy places the organism in Eukaryota, Metazoa, Chordata, Actinopteri, Salmoniformes, Salmonidae. Gene Ontology annotation, molecular function: actin filament binding.
CAGUUUAGCGCGUCCACGUGGUGUAUCAAGUGUGUGCGAGACAUUACAGACGCUGCAUCACAGCUCAUUCAAUUUCUAUCCAGACGCCGACCAAUUCAGAGACAGCUAUGGCUUCCGGGGUGACAGUGACGGAUGACGUUAUCACAGUCUUCAACGAGAUGAAAGUGCGCAAGUUGCAGGCAAACGAGGAUGAGAAGAAGAAGAGGAAGAAGGCGGUGCUGUUCUGCCUUAGUGAGGACAAGAAGCACAUUAUCCUGGAGGAGGGUCAGGAGAUCCUGACAGGAGAUGUGGGCGUCACUGUCCAGGACCCCUACCUGCACUUUGUCAAGAUGCUGCCACCAGAUGACUGCCGUUACGCCCURUAUGACGCCACCUAUGAGACCAAGGAGACCAAGAAAGAGGACCUGGUCUUCAUCUUCUGGGCCCCAGAUGGUGCUCCCCUGAAGAGCAAGAUGAUCUACGCCAGCUCAAAAGAUGCCAUCAAGAAGAAGUUCACAGGUAUCAAACACGAGUGGCAAGUGAACGGUUUGGAAGACAUCAAGGACCGACGCACCCUUGCAGACAAGCUCGGAGGCUCAUCGGUAGUCACCCUGGAAGGAAGCCCUAUAUAAAUCUAGCCCCGGGCUUCAACUGAAGCCAAACACAUCUGAGGGGUUUGGCUGUUCAUUCCAAUAUGGUUGGGAGGAGGGGCAAAGCAGGACCAGGAUCAUUUGUGGGACUGUUGGGGGGGGGGGUGAAAGUGACAGUUUUCAAAUUCCACAAAUGCAGCCUGUCAUUCCAGUUCACACGACAUGAUGACCACGAACAAAACGUACACUAAGAAAAAGCAAUAAAAAGAAAUAAAAUAAAAAAUAUAUAAAAUUGA